Neurospora tetraspora is the source of this 3719-nucleotide messenger RNA. RefSeq lists its product as uncharacterized. Lineage: Eukaryota; Fungi; Ascomycota; Sordariomycetes; Sordariales; Sordariaceae. The record is from RefSeq and is a predicted model, not a curated record. The coding region runs from base 485 to 3559 and encodes 1024 amino acids. The transcript has 2 exons.
GCUAACAAGAACAGAAAGCUUCGAUGCGAUGCGAACGGUUGGAAUGUUGUCUCUCAAAGAUAUGCCAGUGCUUCUCAGGUGAGCCAUUGUUGGACUUUUCCAUGUCCGGUUGGGUCUGCUUUGUUCUUCCAGCUUCAUGUCCAUUUCCGUCAGCUAUCCCCUAGCAUCGCAUCACCCUUUGUUUCUGCCCAUUGUCGAAAAGGUCGAGAAUGUUGACUGCUUCAUUGAUCCCGCUCAGCUACCCCCCCUUUGUGUCCUGUUCUCAUAUGUUGUCAGCAUGUUGCCAACUAUCUUCCUACAGAACCUUUUCUGCAUUCCUUUUGGCAACAUCUUCAUGACUUCACCAAAUCAUUGCUUUCACUAGGAACCCACGAUAUCUUUGAUUCCCCGAGUAGAACUACACGAGAAAGCUGGCGCAUACCACAAUCGCAAAGACGAACACUCAUCAACAUAGCAAGGAGAAGAAACGUAAACCAAAACAACAAUGGCUCACCGAGGCGCCCACUCCGCGCCCACCGGCCUCUACAGCACCGGCGGGUUCAAGCCCCCCUCCUUCGGCGUCGUCCCCAAAGCCCGCUCCGACGUCCGCCAACCCAGCCGCAUCUCAUCCACCCACGUCGUCGUCGAGCCCAUCCCCACAAAGGAGCGGCCCUGGCUUCCCUCGGACGGGCUCUACCAGGAACUCAACAAGAAAGCCAUGCACGAGCGCAAGAUCGCCAUCUUGGGAGUCGACGACAGACUGCUUAAGCCCUUGCCCCUAAAGAAACACCCGUUCCAUACCCUGGAUUACAUCCCCUUUGCGCGAUCAAGCCUCGAGGCGUUCGGUGCUAUUGAGGCGGGGUUGAAGGGAGUGGCUAAGAAGUUGAGGCUCGAUGUCGGUCUCGGGGUGGAUGUGACUCCUGUGAUCCCGAGACAGGUGGUGACUAUAAGAGAAUCGGGGUGGAGGCCGACGCAGUUGGGGUUUGAUCAUAUCCGCUGGCCGACUUUGUCGGAGGAGGAUAAGGAGAUCGAGUUCCAGAGUGACUGGUAUGGGAUUCUUUGGGAAGACCUCAUGCGGAGGGUGUAUAGGUGGGCGGAGAAGUAUUUUGACAACGAAGGGUCCGACGUCAAGCUCAGUGCGAAGAGUGUUAAAGAUUGGAUGAACCUGUGGAAGCAGGCGGGCGUUUCGGACCAGUUUGUUCAUUAUGCGAGCUUGGUGGCGAGGCAGGAUAAUAAUCACCCGGCGGGGUGGGAUGUGUUGUUGGCUAAGGGACGGUAUAGGAAGUUUUUGAUGGUGGCGGUGUUGGUGAGGUUGUUGCAGGAGCAGGUGUUUGAUGAAUUGUUGUUUGGGGCGGAUAGGGGUACGAAGAGGAUGUUGGAGGCGCAGGAUGAGUGUUAUAUUGAGAUGGAUGGCUACGUCCGCACCGUGAUGCGUUCCCAAAGCGUUCGCGCUGCUCUUGGUGAAUACAUUCUGACUCCCGAGUUCUGGCCCGAGGUGGACAAGCUGGCAAUUCAAACCACUGCCUUGUUUUCUCCCUUGCUCCGGUUCAUGGACGUCGAAUUUGAGAAGCGUAUCGACCCACUGGAAUUCCACCAAGAAAUCCACGAUAUCAUUGCCGAGGCUGGGUACUUCAACAUCGCCAUGCGCUUAUCCCGCGACGUCUUCCGCUUCAACUGGCCUCUGCCUGGAGAUGCAUGGAGCUUUGAGGUCGAGAACGUCGACGACAUUCCCUUUGAGAUCUCCCGGGCAUGGGCCGACAAGCACGAGCAAGACGCGCAGAAGCGGUAUCACGCAGGCCUGGAAGCGGACCGCCGCCGGAAGAAGAGGAGAAAGGAGCUUGGACUGGACGGACGUACUCCCAGGACCACGGCUGCCAUGGCACGCGGUACCCUCAGACUUGCCUUGGAUGACGCCAGUACAAAGUUGAAGUCCGGUUUGACGGCCACAGCCGCCAGGCUUGCGCGACUCCGUCCCGGCUUUGUUGCACCCACUGUUCACGAUCCUCCUCCUGCCCCAGAGCCGAACUAUAGCAGGUCUAAAAGUGACCCCAACCGUCCAGAGCUCUACCUCCCUUCUCGCUUGGCAAAGACUCAAAUCGCCAUCUUCCCCGCCAUCCAACGCUACAUGAACCUGGAAACCUUUAGACGUGAGGAGGUCAAGAAGAACCCGUCCUUCCGGGUCGGCCUCUCCUUCCACACCAACGACCUCAUGGCUUCCAUCGAGACCCACCCCACUUACGAGUAUUACUUUGAUAAAGUCAUCCCCCGCAAUCCCCCUCCUAAAGAGGAAGACUCUUCCGACGAGCAGGGCUACAAAGCCCCCCACACCCGCCGCCGUCUCAAGCAUCACAUGAACCCCUUCGACCGUCAAGAAGACGCUCAAGCAAUCCACCUAAUCGCCAAAGGCAACGCAAUCUACUACUCGGGCGUAGCCGACGAGUCCAACCUUUCCGCCCUCCGCCGCAGCAGCAAUGAUCCUUCGGCAGGUCCAGAAAAGUAUUACAUCGGUUACCCAGGUUACCUGCCGGAGCACGUUCCUACCUUGAGAGAAUGGACUAAUCUCCCGCUUACCUCCCGCCAUUCCUCCCAUUCCUCCCAUUCCCUCUCCUCCUCCUCCUCCUCAUCCUCAUCCUCCUCCCCCUACUUCUCCUCCUCCCGCACCUCUUCAUCUCUCCUGAGCAGAUUGAUCCCCUCAAACCGCACCCUCCUCCAUCUCCGCCGCCUCCUUUUUACUCUUCUCAUCUACUCCCUCCUCCGCUUUUUGGUACUUCCCUUCCUCUUCCCUUCUUUCCUCCCCUUCUUUUUGGCCCUGGAAUCAACACUCCUCCACGUUUUCAACCAGGUCAAAGACGGCCUAACCACGCUCCUCACCCCCAUUGUGGAUGCCCUCCGCCCUCUGGUUGGUCUCCUCCUCCGCGCAUUAACCCUCCUUCAAAACCUAGCGUUAGCUAUACUCAAACCAGUCCUCGCUCCCAUCGGGGACCUGGUUAAAAAGGUGGUGCUUCCGCCGCUAGCCGCGCUGUUAAGAGGGGUGGGGUAUCUUUAUUCGCAGCUGGUUAGGAGGGGACCGGUGGGAUGGGUUUGGGCGAGGUUGGAAGGUGCGCUUGGAUGGUGGGGAGAUUGGGUGAAGUUGGUGGAUGAGAGUGUGAGAGGGGGGUUGGAAAGGGUUGAUGGGUGGCUUGGUGGUGCUACUGGUGCUACAUUUUUACCUGAGGCGUGGCGGAGGAGAGGAGGUGCAGUAGGAGGAGGAGGAACAGGAGGUGGGGGAGGGGGGUUGACAACGACGGUGACGACGACGGCGACGACAACUACGACGACGGCCGGGGCGGUGGCUGGUGGUGGUGGUAACUGGAAUCCUUUUGCAAGGGGGGUUGAGUCUGAUUUGAAGACUGAGAAGACUACCUACACUGUUACCACUAACGGUGGGGAAGAAGUGUUCACUGUUACUGAGAAAAACACUGCUAAAGGUGGUGGUCUGACGUCUGGGAGGCGGACUUCCACCACUGCUUCCACUGUUACUACUGGCGACGGAACCUUCACCCUUGCCGGCGCGGCACCGCCUCCUCCUCUUACGCCAUGAAGCAGUUUAACCGUGGAUAACAAGUUUUGGAAAGUUGGAUAAGUAGUCCGUUGGUUGAUCUUAUUAGGGAUGUUGGUUUUUGGAGGCGUUAGGUCAACUUGGAGUUUGGAUAAAGUUGUAUAGUAGCUAGCUUAUCUUUGAGAAAUUCUUUCUAUACCUG